This is a messenger RNA of Acaulospora morrowiae, 1065 nucleotides long. Lineage: Eukaryota; Fungi; Glomeromycota; Glomeromycetes; Diversisporales; Acaulosporaceae. The record is from the annotation of a GenBank genome assembly.
AUGUCUUUCCAAACAAACUCCGAAAGUAUGUUUAGAUAUCCCGAGCAAGUGCAACACGGUGAAAUUCUCACUGAACAAGAUCAGAAAUACAUAACAGAUUUCUUCAACACACUCACAACCGAAGAACCACCGAGUCAUAUGAUGGACAUUACGCAGAAUAAUGUAACUAGUAUUCCAUUUCCAGAAUCAUUACAUCAAUCUUCGCCCAGAGGAUUUUCUCCAGGAUACGGUCAUGGUUUUGAGGAAAACGUUGGAUAUGCUGGUCCCAGUGGGUACAUAUAUCAACCAAUCGGUUCUGCCUCUAUCACCAUACCGGCAAAUACUGGUCAUUUACAAUAUAAUUAUCAACAAGUCCAUGUAUAUAAUGAUUAUGCACAACAAUAUCCUCAAAAUCAUCAGAUACCGCCUUUGAAUAAUGGUGGAAUGAGUAAUAUUGGAAAGGCAAAAUCCACACCUGCAUCCGCACUGUACAUAAAGACCGAGCCAAUUAGUCUUCCCAAUCGAAGGCAGCGGUCUACUUCACCUCCACGAUUAAAUUCAAUGUCAAAACCACCUUUAAAGCGUACUCCUUCUCGGAGAAAAUCUAAUAAAAUUUCUGAUUCAAAUGGAAUUUCAACCGAAGCAAGAUCUGAUGAAGGAAAUAGUUCGUCUCCAACUCCACACCAAACGACUUCUUUUACAUCAGGUACAAAUGGAACAUCCUCGACUCCUGGAUCACCAAAAAUAUCAUCUACUUCAGAAUCAAAUAAUCAGACACCAUCAACACCUACGUCAAAUCGUGGUGGCAGAGGAAAGAAAGGAACUCAUGAACUUUUAACUGAGGCCGAAAAAAAAGCGAAUCACAUUGCAUCUGAGCAGAAAAGGCGACAGAAUAUACGUCUGGGUUUUGAUCAGCUAGUUGAAAUUGUUCCUACUUUAAGUCAAUGCCAUAGAAGCGAGGCAUUGAUUCUGCAAAAAUCCGUGGAGUAUAUUCAACAACUGUUAAUGCAAAAAAAUGAAUUGAAAGAACGGGUCAAGUCUUUAGAAUCCACACUGGGUGAUACGCCCGAUCAUUUGGAUGAUUCG